Molecule: messenger RNA, 3773 nt
Organism: Calypte anna (Anna's hummingbird)
Lineage: Eukaryota; Metazoa; Chordata; Aves; Apodiformes; Trochilidae
Gene: SAMHD1
Product: SAM and HD domain containing deoxynucleoside triphosphate triphosphohydrolase 1
Exons: 18
Coding region: 174-1874 (566 amino acids)
Biological process (GO): regulation of innate immune response; dGTP catabolic process; defense response to virus
Cellular component (GO): nucleus
Molecular function (GO): dGTPase activity
Source: RefSeq, a predicted model, not a curated record
ACUGCCCUGAGGGCUCUGCGGGGCCCCGGGGGCUCUGCCGGGACCCGGGGCGGCUCUGCGGGCACUGCCGGGGCUUCUCUCGCUGCGGCCCGGGACAGACCAGCCUGCUGCGCCCCUCCCGAGAGAGCGGAGUCACCGGGAGCGGAGUCACCGGGAGCGGAGUCACCGGGAGCAUGCUGCUGGAUCAGCCGGCCUGCGCCUUUAAGGUCACCCGCGUCUGGACAGACCUCAAAGGGUUGCUUUUCCUGGGUGUGUUUAGCCUUAAUGAAUCUAUGAUAAAUUUGCCUUCCUUGUGCCUCCCAGCCGAGAGCCCAAAAGCCCUGGCCUGCCAGAGCCAGAGCCAGCACCACAUGGACGUCAUCAAGGUUUUUAACGAUCCAAUUCAUGGGCACAUUGAGAUACAUCCCCUUCUUGUUCGAAUCAUCGACACGCCCCAGUUUCAGCGCCUCAGAUACAUCAAGCAGCUGGGUGGCACUUACUUUGUUUUCCCUGGAGCCUCGCACAACCGCUUUGAACACUCCAUCGGUGUGGGCUACCUAGCUGGACUUCUGGUUCGUACACUGAAGGAGAGACAACCAGAACUGGAUAUAACCCAGCGAGACAUCCUCUGUGUAGAAAUUGCUGGGCUUUGUCAUGAUUUGGGUCAUGGGCCAUUUUCACACAUGUUUGAUGGAAGAUUUAUUCCCCUGGCUCGUCCAGGUUUGAAGUGGAAGCAUGAAACUGCUUCUGUUGAGAUGUUUGAGCACCUGAUCACUUCUAAUAAACUUGAAGAAGCAAUGAAGUCAUAUGGUCUUGUCCUAGAAGAAGAUAUGGACUUUAUCAAGGAACAGAUAGGAGGGCCUAUAGGUGAAAGUCCCUCUGGGAAAUCGUGGCCCUACCGUGGUCGACAAAAGGAGAAAAGUUUCCUAUAUGACAUAGUAGCUAACAAAAAAAAUGGCAUUGACGUUGACAAAUUGGAUUAUUUUGCAAGGGAUUGCCAUCACCUAGGGAUCCCAAAUAAUUUCGAUUAUAACCGGUACCUGAAAUUCACUCGGGUCUGUGAGGUGAAUGAUGAGAAGCACAUCUGUACUCGUGACAAGGAAGCUGGGAAUCUGUAUGAUAUGUUCCACGAGCGGCACUGGCUGCACCGGCGAGCGUACCAGCAUAAGACUGGCAACAUCAUUGAGCUGAUGAUUACAGAGGCCUUUCAAAAAGCAGACAAAUUUUUUAAAAUCGAAGGCUCUGGAGGAAAACAGUACCACAUUUCUACAGCAAUGGAGGACAUGGAAGCCUAUGCAAAGCUGACUGAUAAUAUCUACCUGGAAAUUCUGCACUCCAAUCGUCCAGAACUGAAGGAGGCACAAGAAAUUCUGCAUAAAAUACAACGGCGUGAAUUAUACAAGUAUUUAGGAGAGACCCAACCUGAAGGAUCAAAGGGAAUUUUAAAGAGCAAUAACCUGGGAGAAAGCAUUGCUAAUGCCAAGCCAGAAAAGGAUCCCCCAAAAGUGAAGCCAAAGGCUGAAGAUUUCAUAGUUGAUGUGAUCAAUAUAGAUUAUGGAAUGAAAGAACAGAAUCCCAUCGACAAUGUUCUCUUCUACUGCAAGGCUGAUCCUUCCAAAGCUGUCAACAUCUGCAGAGAACAGGUUUCCAAGUUUUUACCCAUCACAUUUUCAGAGCAGGUUAUCCGGGUUUAUUACAGAAGUCGGGAUCCAGCUCUUCUGUUUGCUGCAAAGCAGUAUUUUAUUCAGUGGUGCAUAAAGAAUAAUUUCACCAAACCACAGGAUGGUGAUGUGGUGGCUCCUCAUCUCACUCCAAUGAAGAGAAGUUGGAAUAAAAUGAAAGAUGAUGAACGCAGUGAACCCAGCUGCAAACAAAGGCUUCCCUUUGAUAAGUAACACUUUUCUUUCUGGCACUCUUCAGCCUGUUUCUUCAGAAGAUGAGUAAAUGAGCAACAACUGUUUUAAAAGUCAUUUGGAUAUACUGUCAAAAUUUACAGACCAAUGCAGAAAAGCAUUUUACAAUACAGUGUGUUUUAAUGUAGGUACUUUAAGUCAAUAUUUGAAAUGGACUUUUAAAAAACUAACCACCUAUUACAGCAGAGCAAACUCAGUAAUUGCUUAUUUUUGAAUGUAUUUGCACUGUGUAACAAGAGGAACUUUAAAAAAUGCACUUCAUCACUAUGACAGGAAGUGCUAAAGACACGUUUCUGUUCUUCUCAUCCUGAUCCCUUUUGAAAAUGAUUGUGAUAUCACAUGAGCUAGCAGAAAAACUUCCAGCUCAGGGGUUUUUUGUUGUUGUUGUUUGGGCUUUGGGUUCCUUUUCUCAGUACCUGAGGAAGAGAGAGGUAAGUAUCCUUCUAAAAAUAUAGUGAGGUAAUAAAACUUUUAAAUAACCCCAGAUAGCAUCUGCAAGAACUGCAAAACAAAUUUAUUUUCAAAAAAUUUAGAGGAGGAGAGAGGGGAAUCUGUAAUAACCAGAGAUGAAUUCUGUGGUGUUUAAGUAGCUGAUGAAGAUGCAUGAGGACCUCUUGCUGCAAGUGUGACCAUGAUUUUUAUUGAAGUAACAAUGCAUGGCAGUGAAGUGCAGCCUUUUAUUGUUUUAGAAUGUAUUUUUGAUACAUUGAAUGUUAUAUUUUUACUGUUACACUGAACUGCAAAACAAUGCUCAGCACGUCCAUGCGGAGUGGGGCUUGUCCAAGAGCCCAAGGUUUGUGUGUGGGGUGGGCACAGCACAGCUCAGGGCACGUCCCAGUGGGACACUGGGCUGGCUCUGCUCUGCCUUGCAUCAGGUGCACCUUGUUUCUGCAGCUCUUCAGGAUUCCCUCCAUUCUUGCAACCUUUCCAUGUUUCUCCUGGAUCCCUAAUUGCUGUUCCUGUGUCAUUUUUCUUCCCAUGUGGAACUGCAUGGUUCUCAUAUUUUUUUCCCUGACUUGCAGUGCUCAUGUGAGUGCUGCUGGAUUGAAAAGUGAAUGAGAGAGAUCUUUGUCCUCUUACCUUUUACCCAGGUCUAGGAGGAAAUCUGCUUUCAUUAAAUAAUACCUAAAAGCUUGAAAGACCUGCUCUCAAAACUAAAAAUACAAAGUAAAAGGUUCAACAAUGCUCAGAAAUAGGAGUGAGCUUUGAAUUUUUAUGUCUCAAAUGGGGGAAGAAAAGUUCAGCAUUCAGUUUGGAGCCUGGCUGGCAAGGUUCAGUUCUGAAAUGUCACUCACAGGAAGCCAUGGUGAGAAAUCUGCACAAACUCUUCAUACCUGCUGGCAUUUCCUUUGCCCUUUUUGUAUCAUGAGGCCUGGCAGUUGUUAAGGGGAGGCCAAGGGGUGUGCAUGGACUUGCUCAGAUUUCGUUUGUCCCAAUAACCAGAAGUCAGGUUGUGCUCUGCUGCUGUCCUGUGGCUCAAGGUGCUGCCCUGCCAUCCCUGCUUUUCCUGGCUUUAAUGAUGUCUCAGGUCUGCACCAGGGGACUGUUCAAAGGGCUUGGGACCUCUUGAGGAGCUUUUGAAGAACUUUUUAUUAUUAUGCUUCAAGAAACAACAUCGCAGGGCAUUUAUCUCCCUUAUCUGCAGAAAAUCAAGUAUUGUUCAGAAUAAUGUGAUUUCGUUAUUGUUGCUUGGGUUUGUCUUGAAUCUGUUGUAAAAGGUGCACUUUAUACUUGGGAAAUAUCUUUCACUUAUGUUUAAACAAAGAAAUCAUACUUAAUGUUAAGUUUUGAGAGCAUUUCUAUUAUUUUUUUUUCUUUUUUUCCAAACAUGUUAAUCUGAGCCUCACUGGACAGAAAAUAAAUUUAUAAACAUUGAUUUUA